Molecule: messenger RNA, 1140 nt
Organism: Lycium barbarum (goji berry)
Lineage: Eukaryota; Viridiplantae; Streptophyta; Magnoliopsida; Solanales; Solanaceae
Product: F-box/kelch-repeat protein At3g23880-like
Exons: 1
Coding region: 1-1140 (379 amino acids)
Molecular function (GO): protein binding
Source: RefSeq, a predicted model, not a curated record
AUGGAACAACUUAUUAAUGUAAAAAGAAGCAGCUAUCAUCUUCCACAAGAAAUCAUCACAGAGAUACUCAUGAGGUCCCCUGCAAAGUCUCUCUUACGAUUCAAGUGUGUAUCCAAAUCGUGGUUCUCCGAGAUCUCGAGCCCUGGUUUUGCAAAAAGUCAUGUCAAAGUUUCAAGUAAGAACAAAAUUACUUCCAACUAUGGACUUGUUUUUCCGACUGCCACUGUGGCCUGUAGGUGUUCUCUUGACGAGGAAGUACAAGCUCAGGGAAUAAUACCCAUCGACUCUGACUUUCAUAAUUGGGGUUGUUGUAAUGGAUGGAUUUGCUUCUCAAAAGACCGUCAUACGCAUCCAGUCUUGUGGAAUCCAUCGACAAGGAAAGUCAAGGGUAUCCGACGUUCACCCGCGUACCUUGAGAAUCGUAACUCCGAAAGGGAAAGGAGGCUAAAGCUUGACAUUAUCUAUGGAUUCGGCUAUGAUGAAUUUACAGAUGACUACAAAGUGAUAGAAAUAGUUGAUCCAGGGAGUAAAUGCACUGCAAGCAUUUAUAAUUUAAGGAAGAAUUAUUGGAAGAUAUUAUGGGACUGUCCAAAAUCACUUGAUGACUAUUCGUUUCUAGUGAAUGGAGCUCUUCACUGGAAGGCUAACCAUAAGCACAAGUUACCACGUAAUUUUGCUACUAGUAUUUUCUGGAUAAACAUGUCAACAGAGACAUAUGGAGAGUUGGGUCUCCCUGAACAUGAUCAUAAGCAUAGUAUUACAAACAUGCGAACAAGAAUAGGGGUACUAAGGGAUUGUCUUUGUGCUUCUUUCAACUAUUUCUAUGAUCGAGUGGACGUUUGGAUCAUGAAGGAAUAUGGUGCGGAAGAAUCGUGGUAUAAAUUUGUGUCCGUUCCGCACAAUUUAUGCAAUGACAAAUUUACCAGGCUUGUGUUCAUGCAACGACUUUCAACACCACCCGUUUGGCUGUUCGAGAAUGGUGAAAUUCUACUCGUUCAUGAGCUUAAAAUGGUGUGUUACAAUCCAAGGAAUAAUACGUUCAAACGCUGGUUCCCUUCUCGUGACUUGCGGAAAUCCUACUGGGAUAAUCUUGACGAUCGGCCAGAAUGCUAUGUGGAAAGCCUUAUCUCCCUUGAUUGA